AUGUGGCGACAACUCAAGGCAAAGAAAGAUAACAUCAAUUAUAAGUCACCGAGUAUGAUCCAAGCUAUGAAGAAAGCAGAAGAGAAGAGGAGAGCGGACGCAGCGAAAGCAUUGGAGCAAGCUGAAAAACGGAAGAAGAGGGCAGAGUCGAGGAUUCCACCUCAGGAGCUUCAAAACCAGGAGGAGGUCAGAACGGUUGCGGCGGAAGCGAUGGUGGUCGAUUCAGGGACUGGUGUUGAGGAGAACAGGGGAGAUCGGGACGAGGAAGUAGACGAACUAGACGGUGGCCAUACCCCAAAGGGCCAAGACGGUGAAGAUUCAUCAGACGAAGGAUCCUCCAGCUCGUCAGACGAAGACCCAGACUCCUUCUUGUACGGACAGGAGAUACCGAUUCCGAAACCCAGCAAGGAAAGACCUGAUAAAGGGAAGGCGAGGAAAGUUUCGUCAGACAAGUACUCAGAGGAAGAAGGCGGUGAGAAGGUCAAGAGAGAAGGGGUGAGAGUGCCGGGUGAACUCAUUGAGAAAAACCAACGAUUCCCACUAGGACCUCCCAAGGGUGACACUCAGGUGCCAGGACCGUCGGGUAAACCCGCUCAAAAAUCCUUGAUGGAUAGGUUGGUAGGGCCGGUACAAUCUGGCCAGACGAGAGAUGUGAGGAGAUUGAGGAAGGAGAUUGAUUCAUUUGAGCUGGAGAAAGAGGAGGUGGCGGAGCAGAAGAGGAAGAGGGUUAAGGAGGAGAAACGGAGGGAGAAGGAAGGAGAAAAGAGAAGGAAGAAGGGGAGGGGUAGUAAAGGAAAGAAAGAGAAGUCUAAAGAGAAGUCUAAUAAGAAAAGGAAACACUCGAACCCUUCUUCUGACGAUGAUUCUUCAUCUUCAUCCUCGGACCAAAGUGAUGGAGAAUUGGAGGACUCCAAUUUUGGUCGUUCUUCAUCUUCUGCGUUGGAAAGCGACUCCUCAGACGGCUCGGUACUCUCGAAGGAGAGUAAGAAGAAAGGAGGAAAGGACAAACCGAUUGCCUUCGCCUUCAAGUCCUUAUCCGGCUUCGACCUCCCUGAUUUACCUAUUCAGUGGGAGAAGAAUUUUCGCCGGAUGAAAUACUUUGUCCCUCUCUCGGUAUUCGAUGCGUCCUACAUUGACGCGUACUGGACGACCUGCAAGACCAAGGCGGGGAAGUUGAAAUGGGAUAGUUACAUGCAGUCGCGGUGGAGGCAGGCCAAGAAGCAACGAGGCGGCAAUAGAGGCCGUUCGAACUUCUCAAAGCCAUACUUCCUGCAGAGCGUACCGAGUACCAGUGCCGUCCAGUCUCAAAAGAGAGAUUCCGGUGGUGGGAAAGAGUGGGUUGCCUUGGGGCAACAGCACGCGAGUAAUGUGGCUUCCGGCCCGAGUAGAGCGGCAAAGAAGAACCCAAAGAGCUUUAGUUCAAAUGAACGGUGA
Messenger RNA from Melampsora larici-populina 98AG31, 1434 nucleotides. RefSeq lists its product as uncharacterized. The transcript has 3 exons. Lineage: Eukaryota; Fungi; Basidiomycota; Pucciniomycetes; Pucciniales; Melampsoraceae. The record is from RefSeq and is a predicted model, not a curated record. The coding region runs from base 1 to 1434 and encodes 477 amino acids.